This is a messenger RNA of Somion occarium, 2260 nucleotides long. The record is from the annotation of a GenBank genome assembly. Lineage: Eukaryota; Fungi; Basidiomycota; Agaricomycetes; Polyporales; Cerrenaceae.
GGAAAACCGGAAAAAUAUGGUCGGCACCGAUCAUAGACGAUCUAAUCUAAUCUAUGUAGAUGAUGCAAUAGACGCCUGACUCAUCAAGCCAGGGAAUUGAAGCUCCUAAGUAGCCUGUUGCAUGAGUAAUUCUCGAGUCUGUGCUUGUAGAGUCUUAGCUUUAUGUACCGGCCGUAUAACACGCAUUGUACUCGAGGUCGUAUUGGCAAUGUGGUAGCGUUUCGACUAUUUGGGCUGAGGCCCCUCUAGCCAAAUCCAUGCCGAUUCCUGGCCAAAGGCUGUGGUCGCCGACGGAUUAAUGUCCUGCAACAUAAAGGUGCGGUCACGCUGGUGCGUUCGACACAUUGUUUUACCUCUUACGGUCAUCUGCACUUCUUUGAUGUUCGCUCUCUUUGCUCAAUACUCCUGACAUGAGCUAUACACAUCCCCCGGUCACAGACAGCGAGAUCAUUCAAUACCUUUAUAUUCUGCGCUACUUCGGACACAGUCUUCAGGAUAUUUACCCACUUUAUCCCCAUCCUCGAGUCCCUCUAGAGAAAGGUCCUAUAGCAGCGACGCUUGAUGCGCUAGCUGCAGCAUGCACCCUUCAAGCAGAUCAGGAAACUGCUCUCGCCAUCGUACAAGAGCCAGGCCAAGCACUCCUCUAUGUGUCCCAGACAGGCACGGUCGAUCGUCGUCUAGCUUCUCAUCUCAAGAGGCUUUGGGCGUUGCUGUACCAGUAUAGAACCGUUCAGUUUACUGAUAGUCCUAAUGCCGACGAUGAACGACGUUGUCUGCGACGACGAAUAUGCAGGUUUUUGUAUCGGAGGUGUUUCCGACCAUACCGCUUUUCCGAGCGCGAACGAGUGUCGUUUCGUACCUUCUCUGAGGUCAUGAGGAAUGCACAAGAUGUGUAUUUAGCCGGUGAUCUCACCUACAUUCUUGAUGUGCUCGAGUCGCAUUCGCGGUAUGAUUCGCACUGGGACGACGAUACUUUAUACCAGUUCGCGGUGUCAAACGCAAACGUCGCCCGGGACCUCGCAAAGUGUCCAUUGUAUAAGUGGGAGACUGCAUUCAAAUCAUUGAUAAAAGAUCGGUCAGACGUGUAUCCAGAAAUUAGGAAUUUCUCGCUACGGAGAUAUGCAGAGAAGGCUCUUCUGUUUGACACUCAUGUCAAACGCCUUCUUCACGUAGCAGAGCCCAAAUCACCCACCGUCCGCCUCGGAGUGUUCCUAACUUUACCGCUACACCUCAUCACAAUAUCGUCACAUCCGUCGACUUCGAUAUCCGUCGAUGUGUCUAUCGAUACCCUCCUCCCCCUGCUCAACCACGAGCUGGACCCUUCAGCGACCCCACUCACGGCAGAUCUACUCCGACAUCGUCGAGAUGAAUCGUGUCCAGAGAUGUCGGGUGUAGACACCGUCGACCUUUCAGGAGUAUGCCCGCAUCCGGAACUUACACUCCUCGCCUAUCUAUACAACCAUUGCAAAAGCGCCUUUCCAUACAUCGGACUAUCAAGACCAACCUGCUACGCAUGUUUCCGAUGGUUUGACGCUUACAACGCGAGAGUGAAUCCGAGUGGUGACAUUCCAUAUCGUCUAGAUGGUCCUGACCCAGAGUUUCGUCUUCCCUGGGUCUUACCACCACGUCUCCAGUUUGGGUGUGGAGUCUUUGGUCUUGGUGAGAGUGAAGGACUGAGAGGGAGUGGGUCUGGGGAAGUUAGUGGCGAAUUGAAUGGAGUGUUGUGGGAGAUGUUCGCUAGGACUGUGAAGCAAGACGUGAGAGAUUUGUGGAUGCGAGCGGUGUCUUUUCAGAGAGUUUCUCAUAAGAAUGCGGAACUGCUAGGUAAGGAUCGUCGUUUGUUUUGUAUGGUACAAUCAGCUGACGUUGGAUUCAAUUGGCAGAGAGGUUGAACCGGAUAGCUGGGAAACACCAACUCGACGAUGAAGAGGAGGCGAAGGAGGCACUUGUAUCCGUUAUGGAGGCUCUGCGAACUGAAGAAAUUGCUAUCCAGGUUUCCUCAUGAUACACGCCCCUCACGCUUUUGGACACUCUUAUCACCCAUGAUAUUUACUAUCUUGGUCGUUGCUAAUAGGGCGAUUAGUCCUGGACUUUGAGAGAAGUUUUUUUGUUUUGACAUUAUCUACGUAGAACCAUACAUCUCCAAUGAAAGGACUACUCAGUAUAUCAUAGAACGUCAUAUCUGUACUACCUAUUGUAUUUUGUGUAGCAUAGCGCAAUCGAAAUCAAAAACUGACAUCAUCCUGUCCUCGACCAUGUA